AUGCACCCCUUACGAGCAGCUGAUGUUCAAGGUUUCGAAAGGUUCGCAGAUCUAGUAAGAGUGACGGUUGUUAAGUUGCAGGCAGAAGGGAAAGUAGGAGAACUUGGUGAUGGAACGCUAUACAGUUUGUUGGUCAAGAAGUUGACAGGACACCAGUUAGAAAUUUACACACGAUGGAUGAAUGAGCACAGUAAAGACAGAUCGGUUUUAAGUCUACGAGACUGGUUAAAGGAAGAAGUCUCAAUUAGAGUUGAAGCAAUUGAGAUGGCCCAUGGGAUAGAAUCGAAGAUUCUGCGCGAUAUAAUCGAAAGCAAUAUCCAACGAAAGGUGGAAGGAGCAAUCCAAGUUCCUUUUUCAUGGCUUCGAACAAUCAACGCAAUUCAGCGUUUAACGAAGACAAAAGCCCAAAACAAAAGCCUCCUUGUGCCUUCUGUAGCGGGCCGUAUCAUGGUAUUUGGGCUUGUCGACAGUUUGAACAAAGAUCGGUGGAACAACGAUGGAACUUUGCCAAAGAGAAACAGCUGUGUUUUCGCUGUUUGA
This is a messenger RNA of Paramuricea clavata, 540 nucleotides long. The record is from the annotation of a GenBank genome assembly. NCBI's taxonomy places the organism in Eukaryota, Metazoa, Cnidaria, Anthozoa, Malacalcyonacea, Plexauridae.